Messenger RNA from Camarhynchus parvulus, 5311 nucleotides. RefSeq lists its product as uncharacterized. Bases 1668 to 3062 code for a protein of 464 amino acids. The transcript has a single exon. The record is from RefSeq and is a predicted model, not a curated record. Lineage: Eukaryota; Metazoa; Chordata; Aves; Passeriformes; Thraupidae.
UACAUCCUGGGCUCUGGGCAUUUUUAAAGGGAGAAAUUGAAAAGUCAGUUCCUCAUACUGUGCUGCUGGAAUGUUGAUUUUGUUAUUUUUAUUUAUUUCUAUGAAGCAGUACUGGUAAACAUUAUCAGACAGUGGCUGACUGCUUGUAUCUUGUCUUUUAGGACAAUAUAAAUGUAAAUUACCCAGUGUACCACAGAAGGUAAAGGGAAGACUGGUUCUUAAUACCCAAAGUCAGAAGACUUUUUAUUUUUCAACUUCUUAAUAAACACUGAAUGUUAAUUAAGCCCUUCACAAAACAGCAAGCUUUUAAAACCUGAUUGUUGUGGCUGCUUAUUCUUAAAGCUUUGGCUAGCUGUUAUAGUGAUAUUAGAUAUUUAAAGUAUGAAUAGUUUUGAGGUAUUUUUUGUAAAUUCUUAUCAGAAAUGCCACUUCAACUUCUUCUUAAUGGGAAGGAGCAGUAGUUUCAUAUUUCUUAGAAAGUCAGGUGCAAAGAUAAUGUGCAGUAGAGGAGGAAGAUUCCUUUUAAUUUUGAGCUUCAGUUUACACAAGAUAAAAUUUGAGAAGUAUUUUUAUGUAAAUGAAGUAAUUGGAACCAGGUUUAGAACAUAGGAAAGGUACCUCAUCUGUAGGACCUUCUCAUUAGCAUCAGUCAAUAUGGAAAUUUGCUGCUGCUUUUCCGGACAAAAGAGGCUGAGGAGAAAGUAAACAAUGUGGAAACAGCAACUUGAAAAGCACAUAAAUGCCAUUUGUCUUGAACAGUAUACUUACUGCUGGCUCCUGCAAUUUUUUUUUCCAUUAGGGAAGAGAAUACAUUGUCUCUGGGCAUACUGCAGGCAGAGGUGAAAAGAUGCAAAAUUACUCAAUUGUUUGACGUUCUUAUAUAGAACUCUCUUUAGUGAAAUAUUCCCUACAACUCUUAAAUAAGAUGAGCCUCCUCUGUAGUACCUCAGAUGGAGUGAAAUUGCCUGAGGACUCUGCUGUUAUUAAACCUGUGAAUGUUUUAUUGUCCAGGCAAUAGUUAAGUUUGUUUCAAUGAAUGCUAAUUUUUUAUAUGAAGAGGUAUGAUCAUAAGCGAUUAAAUGAUGUUUUUGUCUUAUAAAAUAUUAUAUUAAAUGAUAUUUUAAAAUGAUAAAUUAUGAUUAAUCAACUUAUUAUUAAUUGCAUAAACUUUAAUGAUAUUUUGUCUUACAAAAUAUUUCCUUUUAGCUUUUUGGGUAGCAUACAGGACACUAGCACUGUGGUGUUUGUAUUGGAAAGUACUAACAUCUAAUGUCAUCUUCUGAGUGCAAAUUAGAGGCUUUGCAUUGUUGCUGUUCUCAAGUUCUGAAUUUCAUAUUCCACAUAUGGCAGUGACCUCAGGGGUUUGAUUGGAUUUCAAGCACUGAUCACAAUGGAUAGGCCAUGACAAUAAGUCUCAUUCCAUUGUCAGGAGCAAAAUGGGUUUCUUUUUGUGAACUAUUGGAAUUGAACUGGAAAAGCAGCUCUAACACCAGCAAAUGUUCCCAAUUGCAGCUAUGCCUGCCAUGGAUGUAUUUAAUGGAUAUUUACAACUCACCUAAAUUUCCUAAGUACUGUAUGUUUUUGACCAUGAAUUGAGUAUAAAUUCUAUAAAGUUACUUCACAGAACUGCCUAGUGAACUGUGCAUGUUGAUGUGCUUUCACUUUUAAUGUAUGAAUUACCUGUCUUGUUCAUGUCAAUACAGCCUCAGCAUCCUCGUGGGGGAACACCACCGUUCCCAGAUUCACAGAUAUUUUUCCCAACCGUUCAUGAACGGCCGGUGUCUUUCUCACCACCACCUGUCUGCCCGCCGAAGGUGGCAAUUGCUCAGCGGCGCAAGAGCACUUCAUUUUUGGAAGCCCAAACUUGCCACUUCCAGCCCUUGCUGAAGACUGGCCAGAGCUUAGUUCCACCUGGUGGUAGUCCCACCAAUUGGACUCCAGAGGCAUUUGUUAUGCUGGGCACAGCAGCUCAGAGAGUCGCUGGAGAGCCUCUGCAUGUGCAAGUUAAUCCCGUGUUUGAGCAAGCUCCUGUCCACAGUGACUAUAGAUCUGGACCAACACCUCCAGAGGAUGCUCACUACAGGAUGCAUCCAGAAGCUGUAUAUUUGGUGGGCAUGCACUAUCCAUCACAGGUAUCGGAGCAGUAUGAUCAAGUAGCUUAUAACUCUCACGUGACUGAACAGCAUUUGAAGCAGGUCUCUGAGUCAAACCAUGGGCAAGGUGGUCCUCCACAAAGCUCUGUGUUCGACUUUCAAUCGGGGCAAACAUAUCUGGCACGACACGUUCAGAGCCUGAGGCUGGAUUCUGGGCUGGGUCCCCUUUCUCCAUUAUCCAGUGUUUCAGCUCCCCUGAGCACAGAGGCAGCUCAGAUGACGUUCCACCAGGUGUUUGUUCCGCACUCGGCCCCGGCUGUGCUCUCCCACAGUGCCGAUGGCAGGGCGAGCUGUGUCUUUGAGUUCCAUGUGCACACGCAGAGCUCUGCUCCGGCAGAGGGGGCGGCUUUGCCCCCGCGGGCCUACAGGAGUCGCCGGGGCUCUAUGGAGACCAGCCAUGAGGAGUCCAGCCAAGGCAUAGGGUCGCAUGGUCGGCUUCAGCCUGUGACAGAAGAGCAGUGUCACUAUCUUGGUGCUGGGGUAGCGGGUCCCAGAGGGGGCUCUGCCAGGCGCAGCUGGCCAGAAGGAAGCCCAGAAUACUCCAGUGAUUCCUCACAGCUGACUUCCUCUGACACUGGUGAUUUCCAGUCUCCUCCCCCUACAGGGGGAUCAUCUUCUGCUUUUGGUUCAGACUUCUCAUUGCCCAUUGUUCAGCUGCCUCAGAAGGUGUUGCAGGAGUCGCAGCUCUUCAUCUGCUUCCCCCAGGGAGCCUCAACUCAGCAGGCCUUGUCCACCUCGCUUUCAUCAGGACCACCUACAUCCUAUCCUCAGGUUACAGGAGCAAACCCUUGCACAAUUUCACUGCUUUUUAUAAGUCAUACUAAAAGGGAAACCUUGCUUUUAGACCUGCUCCACGUGGUUGUAAGAAUUAGCAUUCAUGGGGGUGUCUUUCCACCAAGUCUAUACUAGGAUCUCUUUAACUUAACCGGGUUGCUAUGAAGUAAUGAAGCAUUAGCAACCAUCUGGUCUGUAUUCAGAUUUGGCUGAAAUAUUGGUAGGGCUUUUGUGUUAAAAGUAAAAAAUGGUCAGUGUUCCUCCUGGGACUAGCUGUUCUUUUGGUGGGAGAUUGCUGGAAUACCAAACUGGCUUUUAAACAGUGGUUUUAAUGAAAUGUAUCUUUACACUUAGAAUCAGCAGUGGUAGUACGACUUGCUUUGUGUUUCUCUUGGUGCUCUUUUGCCAUUUUAAUGUGUUGCUUGAGGUUGAACUUUGAUACAAAAAUGUUUUGUUAGACAACAAGGUUAUUUUGGUGACUGUCCAAAAUGCAAGAGCUUUUCGUAGACUUGGGGAAAGAAAGUGGGAAGAGAGGAAUGGAAGGAGCUGUGCUAUGUAUGUGUACCUGGAUUUGGAAAUGUAUUUGUUGAAGAAGUAUUUGAAAAAGCUAAACAGGCUGAGUAGUUAAUUAAUGGCACAAACAACUGUUGCUAGUUGGUAUUGCCACCCUAUAAGCCUUAUGUGGUGUCCUUUUAAAUAGCAAAAUUUGAGGCCUGAAGCUUAGUUUGGAGAUGUGUGUUUUAUCAGCAUAUGUGGUAUCUGCAUUUGCAAUGGUCACUUUUCUGUACACUGUGAGGUGUGUGUCUAUAUACAUUGUGUCUGCACUCCUAGUCUGAAGUCUCAUAACUUUCUGUGAAAAGAGAGGAUUUACUUUACGUAGACUUUUCUCUUACCUCUUUUUGUCCGUGGAAUUAGGGGCUUUGACGUUUUAGUUACUGGAGUAUUAGCAACUUUGGGAUUUGUGUGAAGGGGAAUCAUUUUGCUCUGUGUGUUAAGUUCAAGAGCUAAGUAGUUAAGGCUUUCUCUAAGGGAUAUUAAAGGUGUUUUAGUAAAGCUGGAACAGCUUUCAUCACUAGUCUAAUAGGUGGUAAUUGCUGUGCUGUAGAAUUUGUAGAGUGAAUCUCCUACUCAAGAACUUUGCAAACUUUUUUCUCCGUAAACCUUUGUUAAACUCAGGAGGUAAAUUCGGAUGGAUAUAAAAUACAUUUGGAAAACAAAAGAGGUCACUUCUUUUGCAGAAUAUAAGUUCUGGGAUCUUUUACCUAAUUCAUCAGAAGAUUAGAAUUUGAAACCCAAAUGGAGUCAGCGUGAACACAUGUUAUAGCAGUUAGGUGUAGCAUAUGUGUAGAUCCCAGCCUGCAGCUUCUAAAACAGCAAAGAAAAAAAUGGUUCUCUUCAUUGGUAGUCUGCUUUCCCCAAAGUUUCCAUAAUUAGAAAAGUAUGGAAUUUUAACAGACAUGUUCCUAAUGAGCUUCUGCAAGCUGAAUGAUGACAGCAUUAAGGAAUUUUCAUAGAUAUUUCUGAUAUGAUACAUAUGCACCAGAUGUGCUUCUUACAAGGCAGUUCACCCAAGUGGUGCAUGCUCAGGCAACUCAUCUGGAGGUCUUUGUCUAGUUCUCUCCCAGGAGCUGAUAAAGAAAUACACUUGUCACAAAAACAAUAAUGCAGAUCCUGGGAUCUGAUAAAAAAAAUUCAACCACAAAACCAGUAAUGAAAGUCCAUUCCAUCUUCCUUUGCAUCUUGCACAUUCAUUUGUAUGCCACUCAUCCAUUUUUUUCGUUGCUUGCUUGAAAAUUCUGUCUUAGCUAGAAUGUUAACCCUCGUAUUCCUCCAGAUCCAAUUCUUGGUAGCCUUUGAAUGGUAGUGACUCUGGAAAUGAUUAUUAGCCUGUGUUUUGACAUGCCUCUCAAAGGAAAUUCAUGACAUUUAUGUAUACUGGGUACUUUGUAAUUGGUCUAGAAUUCUUUAUAUCUUCUUGCUUGGUUUUUUUAUGGAUAGUUUUAUUUCCAUGUAGCCUCCUUUUAUUGCCCCACCUGUCUGUGUUUGGAACACAUGUAAAGGUAAAACUUAAUGCAUCUAUCUCCAGUUACUAUACCAAGGCAUCCUGCUCUUAAAGCAUCACCAGUGGAAGAAGAAGCUGGUAGGCUGAUCUGUCUCAUGUUGAGGGGCAUGUGGGUUGCAGAGUCCUUCUGUAUUAGUUAUUUUGGAAGACUUAAAAUGACUUUCAGAACUCCUCCAGAUUGCUCUGCUUUGUUCUGGUUGUUGUAAUGGAAUUUGGCCAGAAGGUCUGCUUGUCCAAAAGGACAAGCUAGAAACCUAUUCCAACCAGAUAAUUCCAGGCAGAAAUGAUAUUAACUGCCUGCAGCAGAAGCCAUAGAGUUUUU